AUGGUGUUCACAGACAUAUCACUAAGCAAGAUUAGAAGGACCCUCACAAUGGUUCUAGAAGAAAUCUCGACAAGUCUUAUCAUGUGGUUUUUCUACGCCUUGAUCCCUUGUUUGCUUGUAGAUGGAGUGCCUGUUCUGCCUGCCCCUCAGAACCUCUCUGUACAAUCAACCAACAUGAAGCAUCUCUUCAGGUGGAGCCCAGUGAUUGUGCCUGGAGAAAUAAUACACUAUUCUGUUGAGUACCAGGGAGAGUAUGAGAGCUUGUACACAAGUCACAUCUGGAUCCCCAGCAGCUGGUGCUCACCCACUGAAGGUCCUGAAUGCGACAUCACUGAUGACAUCACUGCCACUGUGCCCUACAACCUCCGUGUCAGUGCCUCCCUGGGCUCACAGACCUCAGCCUGGAGCACCCUGAACCAACCCUUUAAUCGAAACUCAACCAUCCUCACCCCACCUGGGAUGAAGGUCAUGAAAGAUGGCUUCCAUCUGGUCAUUGAACUGGAGAACCUGGGGCCCCAGUUUGAGUUCCUUGUGGCCUACUGGAGGAGGGAACCUGGUGCCAAGGAACUUAUCAAAAUGGUGAGGAGCGGGGGCACACCAGUGCAUCUGGAAACCAUGAAGCCAGGGGCUGCAUACUGUGUGAAAGCCCAGACUUUUGUGAGGGCCAUUGGGAGGCACAGCACCUUCAGCCAGGCAGAAUGUGUCAAGGUGCAAGGAGAAGCCCUCCCUCUGGUGCUGGCCUUGUUUGCCUUUGUUGGCUUCAUGCUAAUCCUUGUGGUCGUGCCGCUCACCAUGUGGAGAAUGGGCCGGCUACUCCGGCACUCGUGUUGUCCUGUGGUGGUGCUCCCUGAAACCCUGAAAAUAACCAGUUUACCCCAGAAUUUAAUCAACUGUAAAAAAGAAGAGGUAGAAGCCUGUGCCACAGCUGUGCUGUCUCCUGAGGAGCUCUUCAGGACUUGGACCUAG
Molecule: messenger RNA, 966 nt
Organism: Talpa occidentalis (Iberian mole)
Lineage: Eukaryota; Metazoa; Chordata; Mammalia; Eulipotyphla; Talpidae
Gene: IL20RB
Product: interleukin 20 receptor subunit beta
Exons: 8
Coding region: 1-966 (321 amino acids)
Molecular function (GO): interleukin-20 binding
Source: RefSeq, a predicted model, not a curated record